Halteromyces radiatus is the source of this 1477-nucleotide messenger RNA. RefSeq lists its product as uncharacterized. The transcript is spliced from 6 exons. Gene Ontology annotation, biological process: intracellular protein transport; retrograde transport, endosome to Golgi. The coding region runs from base 70 to 1320 and encodes 416 amino acids. Gene Ontology annotation, cellular component: retromer, tubulation complex; endosome. Lineage: Eukaryota; Fungi; Mucoromycota; Mucoromycetes; Mucorales; Cunninghamellaceae. The record is from RefSeq and is a predicted model, not a curated record. Gene Ontology annotation, molecular function: phosphatidylinositol-3-phosphate binding.
UUUUGCCUUUUUUUUUUUCUUUUUUUUUCUUUUUUUUUCCUUCCUUUGAAAUGCAGUUUCUCUCUAUUAAUGGCACAACAUGACUCAAAACCUAUUUUGAAUUUGUACAUAACCACUGUCGACUAUAAUAGAAAAGAUCCUGUCUUCUGGAUACAAGCUACGACAAAUAUGGUGAAAUACAAACAGAAACAACGGCGUUUUCCAAGAUACUAUAGUGAACUUCAAAAAUUAGAUCGGCAUUUGGUUUCUACACUUGAUGAUGUUCUUCUUCCUGUUCUGCCUUAUUGUCCUCAACCUCAUCGAGAUAAGCAUGGUGCUUUGGUACCUCGACAAUGGUGGUUCAAUGUACACGCAGCAGCUAUUGACUACCAUCCAACUACGCAAUAUAACCAAUCGUCGUCAUCGUUGUCGUCGUCGUCGUCAAGCUCACCCAUCAUAUUGGCUUCAGACCGUCUAAUGGAUACCAACAAUACCGAUCCUUAUCGAAACGCAGCUUGGGAUAGAAAUAUACAACUCUGGUUACUUCGCAUUACUUCCCAUCCGCGGGUUAUUCCCAACGAAGGUUUACGUGAAUUUGUUGAAAGUGAAGUUGGGUUUCGACCACAACUCAAACCAACAAAAAGACAGAAGAAACUCUCAGGAUUGGAUAUCAAGGAACAAGAUAUGGAUCAAGAAUUUACUCUCACUUUGGAUCAAUUAGAAGAAUUUGAACAUCAAUUAGUCAAUGUACAACAGAAAACUCAAGAUCAAAUCAUGUUACAUGCUCUUUCUUCUGAUAUAUGGUCAGAUAUGGCUUCAAGUUGGAUUUCUUAUGGUGGUCAGGAACCUCAUCCCCUUUUAUUCAUUUUAUAUAAACGCAUGGCCAAAGGUUGUCAACAAUUGGUGGAUUUAGAACAAUCACAAAGGCUAUUAUUAACAGAAACAAUCGCUGGAGAGAUACACUAUCAAAUUAGAAAUGCUGAAGCAGCCAAGGCCUCAUUACAACGUCGAUUAAAUGCUUUUCAAGAUUACUUGGCUAGCCGGAAACAUACAGAAUCAUGUCUACGUCAUGUGGAUAGAUUGAAAUCUUCAAGUACGAUUGAUCGUGACAAAGUGAAUGAUGUGAUUGCUGAUUUGGAACAGGCACGAUCAGAUGAACAAAUUUAUUUUCAACGACACCAACGAAUCGAAAGGAAUUUACGUGAUGACCUUGAACGUCGAUACAAACGGGAUGUUUCUCAUGAUAUGAUUACGGCCAUUAAGGAAUAUGCAAGAGGUCAGUUACAUCUGGAACGGCAGAAAUUGGAUAUUUGGACAUCCGUGUAUCAUCAUCUCGUCUGAACCUAUCACCUCCUAUAUAUUUUAUAUAGUUUACUUAGUUAGAUCAUAUUUGUAUUUAUCUUGCCUUCUUUUUCAUAUUUGGAUCCUUUUUUUUUAUUUCUUUUUGUUUUUUUUUUACGAUACCUUCCAAUAAAGAGAAAUGAUUUUACGCCCUUGA